Messenger RNA from Tachysurus fulvidraco (yellow catfish), 2916 nucleotides. Its product is annotated as palmitoyltransferase ZDHHC18-B-like. The coding region runs from base 365 to 1687 and encodes 440 amino acids. The transcript is spliced from 9 exons. Gene Ontology annotation, biological process: peptidyl-L-cysteine S-palmitoylation; protein targeting to membrane. The record is from RefSeq and is a predicted model, not a curated record. Gene Ontology annotation, cellular component: Golgi apparatus; endoplasmic reticulum. Lineage: Eukaryota; Metazoa; Chordata; Actinopteri; Siluriformes; Bagridae. Gene Ontology annotation, molecular function: protein-cysteine S-palmitoyltransferase activity.
CAAAGCCGAUCAGGCUGAAGGAAAACACUGGAGCAUUCACAGAGUCACCAGAGAGCGCAGUAUCUUUACGCACCCACACAGGAAGUAGAUGCAUUACGUCACUACCUGGUAUAUCUGACUGGUUUGGUUUACCAGCUUGAAGUGUUACAGAAAUGCAAUGAUUAAUCCGUAGGAAGAGGAACACGAAUACAUUCUGUGAAAUGUUGCAAUCUUUUCUGACGCACUGACGCGUAAACGUCGGUUUGUGGGACAAAAAAAUAAAAGGAUUUCCGGUCACAUCACAUCACAUUAGUCCAGUGCUAAAGCACUGAGUGACUGAGGAUAAUACAGGAAGAGACGGUUCUUUUUACACCACCAGGAAGACAUGAAAAGUGAAUAUCAACAGAUAGAUCCUCAUGCGCUCGCGACACCGGCACCUGGACACACAGCAGCUCCUUCGCGUCCUUGCCAAGAACAGAAGCCCACGCGCAUCAAGAGGAAAUGGGAAGUGUUUCCGGGAAUGAAUCGAUUUUACUGUGAUGGUCGGAUAAUGGUGGCACGUCAAAGCGGUGUUCUACCUCUCACCAUGGGGCUCAUCCUCAUCACCAGUGGCUUAUUCUUCGUUUUUGAUUGUCCCUUCCUGGUCAAACACUUGACAGGCUGCAUCCCAGUGAUUGGAGGAGUCCUUUUUGUCUUUGUAGUCAUCUCUCUUCUUCAGACCAGCUUCUCAGACCCUGGCAUUCUUCCGAGGGCGACACCUGAGGAAGCAGCCGACAUCGAGAAACAGAUUGAUAACCCCAACGGUUGUACCUCAUCCUAUCGGCCCCCUCCUCGCACCAAGGAGGUCGUUAUCAACCAGCAGGUCGUUAAGCUAAAGUACUGCUUCACCUGCAAGAUCUUCCGGCCGCCACGCACCUCCCACUGCAGCUUAUGUGACAACUGUGUGGAGCGGUUUGAUCACCAUUGCCCCUGGGUAGGAAACUGUGUGGGAAAGCGCAACUAUCGCUUCUUCUACAUGUUCAUCGUCUCGCUGUCCUUUCACACCGCCUUCAUCUUCGGCUGUGUGACCACGCACCUGGCUCUGAGGUCACAAGAUGGAAGAGGAUUGGUGUUUGCUCUCAAGGCGAGUCCUGCCAGUGCUUUAGAGCUGGUGGUUUGCUUCUUCUCGGUUUGGUCUAUUUUAGGCCUCUCAGGAUUCCACACUUACCUGGUUGCUGCUAAUCUCACCACGAACGAGGAUAUAAAAGGUUCCUGGUCAGGGAAGAACGGGAACGAGGAAACUGGGAAUCCUUAUAGUUCUAACAACAUUUUGAAAAACUGCUGCUCAGUGCUGUGUGGGCCGAUGCCUCCCAGUUUGAUAGAUAGAAGAGGCUUAGUGCCGCAGGAGGACGUUGCCCAUGCUGGUCCCACAGAGCUCGGGUUUCCUGCUGCAAAGAACGACAUCAACAUGGAUACUAAUGGCAUUUUGGAUACAGCGACAUGCUCUCCUCACGAAUCCAGCCCUUGUCCUCAAAGCAAGUCUCAAACCUUAGCCACUCUACCCACCAUCUCUCCUGCUUCAGGUCCUUCUCCUGUGAAGCCCAAAAUCUCAAAAGCCUGGAAGACACCAUCCCACAGACAUCAUCACAAGGGAAAGCGGAGCAGCUCACAAUCUCUUAACCAAAUCAAUACUUCCAGUUCUAGCAGCAGGACUCAAGCACAUGUGUAGCUUGAGACCAGUGAAAGAUUUAAAGACCUGAGAUUCAAAAUACACUUUUUACAGCACCGAUCACCUGCUUAAAGAAUACAAAAAAGAAACUGAUGAUUCUUUACAGAGCAAUUGUUAAGAACAAAAAUGGAGAGAUCACUGGAAAAAAAACACACAACGUCCUGAAGGCUGUUAGAAAACCUGCAGGUCAGUUGUUUUCACUUAGAUCACCAAAUAUAAGGGCUGCUCUUUAAUAAUGGGAAUAUUGAAUUGUCCAAAUAUAUAGAUAUAAUCAUCUACUUGAAAUAGUCUGGCUCGUUCAUCAAGAUCUGAUUUUUUCUGUGCUCUUUAUUGACUGGGAACGAGAGAAUAACUUCGGAAAGUCACACAAGCAAGUGGUUUAAGUAGUUCAAGUCAAGAGAACACUAAUGCUAGGCUACUCGGAAAUAUGGACGCAGUAUAAACUGAUUGUAAUGUCUGAGGCUAACGAUUUAGCUAGCUAGCACGUAGCUAUGCAGUCUCCAACACAAUCUACAGAUUGAAAACAAGACUGAACAGUCAGGAAUAUCAACUCUUACCUCAGAUGUGCUCACGAAUCACACCUGCUAACCAACCUAGCAUGGAUGCCGCCAUGUUGAGAAACAUCAGCACUAUGACUAUAAACGUUCAAAAGCAGUGGAUCAAACGCCAUGUAUUCCAUCAGAUCUGCUGUUUGAGUUCAUAUGUUGUGUGUCACAAAAAGAGCAGCGAAUCAAUAUGCAAUUGGAAAUUGAUUUAAACAGCAAUAAUUUAUCAUGAAUAUAUUUGUUGUGUAUGAUGAAUGAACUCUGGGAUCCAUUUAUCUGGCCUUCGAGGCUACAUUAUUGAGGUGCACUAAGACCAGCCUUCUUUAUGCAAAUGACUGUGCAUGCUGGAAAAAAUAUUGUUUGCAUUUUGUUGCCUAUCAUGGUUUAAAAAACAAAGGUUGUAGUCUCCCUUAUUCCCUAAUCACUAUGUAGUCACACAAUGGAUCUUAAAGUUACUUAUUAUUAGCAAGUCAUGUGAUUUCUUAUCUUCAUCUUAUUUUACUUGAGUUGGUCAUGUUCGAUCCAAUGUUUGAUGUUCUUGGUGUUUUCAGGACAAAAAUAUAUUUCUAGGAUAUGGACCUGUAUGGAUAUGAAAAUAUGGUGUGGAUGAAAUCCAGAUAUGGUUCAUGAAUAUGCAAAUUUAGUAGGGAAAAUAUGAGUACGGAACAAUCAUGCUUAACUGCU